UUUCUUCUUCUUCCUCAGCUUGUGUUUCUCUUUUUCAAGUGAACACCAAGCUGAGCCUUCUUCUUCUUCUUCAUUUUCUCUUUCAUUUAUAGUUAUGAAAGCUCUCAGUCCUUAUUCUCCUGCGCCCUCCUUCACUACCUUAAUCCGACGUCCCUCCUUUCCCCGUCUUUUACCUUUUCAUUCCGUCGCCGUCCAAUGUGCAUAUGGACCUGAAACUUUCAGCGUCCAGAACGGCGUUGGCCUCUCACGAGCCGAUUGGCAAAGCUCAUGUGCUAUUCUUGCCAGUAAUGUUGUUUCUGAGCAACAAUCUGCGGGUGGAGGCGGUGGUGGAGUUGUUGCGUCGGUUAAUGGUCACAAGACGAAUGUUGAGAAUCUGAAUCUUGUUCCGAUUGGGAAAAUUUCUGAUACCUAUCAAAUAACCAAGCCGCAACCUAAGCCGCUUACGAUUACCGACUUUUCUCCAGCUCCGAUGCACGGUGAGAAGCUUCGUGUGGCUUACCAAGGUGUUCCGGGGGCUUACUCUGAAGCGGCUGCCGGAAAGGCGUAUCCUAAUUGUGAGGCUAUUCCUUGCGAUCAAUUCGAGGUGGCUUUUCAAGCGGUGGAGUUAUGGAUCGCUGAUCGAGCGGUGCUUCCGGUUGAAAACUCUCUUGGCGGUUCGAUCCAUAGAAAUUAUGAUCUCCUGCUUCGUCAUCGGCUACACAUUGUUGGUGAGGUUCAAUUUCCAGUUCACCACUGCCUUCUGGCUCUUCCUGGAGUCCGUAAAGAGUAUUUGAACCGAGUUAUUUCUCAUCCCCAAGCCCUAGCUCAAUGCGAGCUUACUUUGACGAAAUUAGGGCUUAAUGUGACUCGAGAGGCCGUCGACGAUACCGCCGGCGCGGCUGAAUACAUCGCAGCGAACAAUCUCCUCAAUACGGCGGCGAUUGCGAGUGCACGCGCGGCGGAACUGUACGGUCUACAGGUCAUAGCGGAUGGAAUCCAGGACGAUUCGAGUAACGUGACGCGAUUCGUUAUGCUAGCUCGAGAUCCGAUUAUUCCCCGAACAGAUCGGCCGUUCAAAACCAGCAUCGUCUUCGCUCACGAUAAAGGAACAUCCGCGCUAUUCAAGGUACUUUCCGCUUUCGCCUUCCGCAACAUUAGCUUGACGAAGAUCGAAUCCCGGCCACACAGAAAUUGCCCUAUCCGUCUCGUCGACGACGCUAACGUCGGCACUGCCAAGCAUUUCGAGUACAUGUUCUACGUUGAUUUUGAAGCUUCCAUGGCUGAAACUAGAGCACAAAACGCCCUAGCAGAAGUUCAGGAGUUCACAUCCUUCCUUAGAGUCUUGGGAAGUUAUCCAAUGGACAUGACUCCUUGGUCCCCCUCCGGCGGUCAUUAGCAUAACAAAUCACAUAUCGCCGAUCAUAUUUUCUCAACGGCUGGAGAGGAAGAAGAAUAUUCUAGAAUAUUCCCCAAAACCGCCUUCUGUUUGUUUUCCGUUUUUUUCGUUUUGAUCUGAGCCGCCGUAUGAUUGGUGAAAAAGUCUUGGCGGCAGCGUCGAUGGCGGCGGCGGCGGCGAUGGUUGGUAACACGAACAGCGGCGGUGACGGGACUAUGAAAAUUGUAAAAUAAAUAAAUAUAUUUAAUAUACGUAUGUCAUGUGGAUGGAUUUAGAUAUGCGGUUGUGCUUAAAACGACGUUGAAAGUGGCGUUUCGUUCGUACCGUUUGGAGGUGCUCUUUUGUUCGGGAUCAUGUUCUUACGUGGCGUGUUGUGAUUGGGCCCUGCAUAAUAUUAUUCUGACAAUUUUUUUUCUCUUCUGUAGAUUUAUUUUUUUUCUUAGUUUUCUAUUUUUUAGCCGAAUAAAAAUUACUAUUCAGCCUA
Messenger RNA from Cucumis sativus (cucumber), 1859 nucleotides. RefSeq names its product arogenate dehydratase/prephenate dehydratase 6, chloroplastic. Gene Ontology annotation, biological process: L-phenylalanine biosynthetic process. Gene Ontology annotation, molecular function: prephenate dehydratase activity; arogenate dehydratase activity. Lineage: Eukaryota; Viridiplantae; Streptophyta; Magnoliopsida; Cucurbitales; Cucurbitaceae. The transcript has a single exon. The record is from RefSeq and is a predicted model, not a curated record. Gene Ontology annotation, cellular component: cytoplasm; chloroplast. Bases 95 to 1375 code for a protein of 426 amino acids.